Messenger RNA from Racocetra persica, 879 nucleotides. The record is from the annotation of a GenBank genome assembly. Lineage: Eukaryota; Fungi; Glomeromycota; Glomeromycetes; Diversisporales; Gigasporaceae.
GCAAAAGAAUUAUUUACUACUUCUUUGGGUUUUACGACCGAUAUCAUUCAUAAAGAGAUGUAUAUCUUUGCGGAUAGAAAAGGCCGCCAAUUGGCCUUACGACCAGAAGGGACAGCCAGCGUGGUCCGUCUGGUUUGUCAAAACAAGUUAAUCAAAGAAAGUUACCCGUUGAAAUUAUACUACUGGGCUAACAUGUUUCGCUAUGAGCGUCCACAACAGGGGAGAUACCGGGAAUUUUGGCAAUUGGGCGUGGAAUUAAUUAAUGCCGAAGGGAUUAUUGCUGAUUAUCAAGCAUUAAAGUUAACUGCCGACAUUUUUCGUGGUUUAGGAAUUAAGGGUUUUGGUUUUAAAUUGAAUUAUUUAGGCAACAAUGAGACCAAAGAAAGAUACAAAAAAAAAUUAAAAGACUUUAUUAAAAAGACUGUUCCUAAUUUGUGUGCUGAUUGUCAAAGGAGGAACGAAACUAAUCCAUUACGGAUACUAGAUUGCUCGCUUUGUAAAAAUAAAUAUCAAUACCCUUCUUAUAAGGAUGCUUGGAGUGAAAAAGAUAACAAUUAUAUAAAUGAACUUAAUGGCAUUUUAGACAAAUUUAAUUUGCCUUAUCAAUAUGACUAUCAUUUGGUGCGGGGUUUAGAUUAUUAUACAGGAUUAAUUUUUGAGAUUGAUUUAGGAACCGAGAAAGCCAUUUUAGGUGGGGGCCGUUACGAUAAUCUUUACCAAGAAAUAGGCGGUGUGGAUGUGCCUGCUCUUGGUUUUGCUAUUGGGAUUGAACGAUUGGCGGAAUAUUUGGAGGAGAAAAAAAUACUGAAAACUGAACAAGCAGUAGAUAUUUUUUUCUUGGCAAUGACAACUGAGGCUUAUCCGGAUAUCCUAUUUUGA